CUGUAUAUUUAGAAACAAUGUGCGAUCAACCAGAACACAAACGUAAAAUCCCCCCCUGACGGGUUCUGGUAAAGACAGAGUGUCAAGCGAUGAAGCAGAACUGCAGAAGCUCGACUCUGCGCAUGAUUAACCCUCGCUAUUAAUAAAGAGAAAGAAAUCACACAGGCCAAGUCAGUGUGGUGGAAGUGCUCUCAGAAGACUGUGGAUUUACUCUGGUUCUUCACUGUUAGCAGUACACGAUGGCACAGGAGAAUAUUUAUGGGAAUAUUUCGACCUUUCAACAUCAAAUGCAAAGGAUUAGACAAGAGAACGGUUUCUCAGCAGGAGUGGAUGAUGAUGAUGAUGAAGCCGACUAUGAAAAUAUUGAAGAUUCUAUUGAACGGAAGGAGGAAAGAACAAACCGAACGGAAGCAUUCAAAGAGGAAGUGAAAGCACAGGCAGCCACAACUCACAAUGUCUGCGGAACCAAAUCGAUUGUGUUUCUCUACGUUCUGCUGAUCGCUAGCUCUGUGAUGUGGGCGGCUCUGCUCUCCUUGCUGUUUGUGAAAUGCACUGCAGAAAUACAAACCCUGAAAACUCUCCUGACAGAAAAAGAUUCUCAAAUGAGGGCAAAUUUUGAGAAUUACGUUUCUAAUGGCACUGCAGAAAUACAAACCCUGAAAACUCUCCUGACAGAAAAAGAUUCUCAAAUCGUGGCAAAGUUUGAGAAUUACAUUUCUAAAGAUUCUCAGAUCAUUGAAAAUGUUACAAAACUGGAAAAAUAUGUUUAUAAAGUGUGUGCCAAUACCUGCAGUGGUAGCUGGAACUUGUUCAAUGGGGCCUUCUACUACUUUUCCAAGGAGAACAAGGGCUGGAAAGAAGCACGCACAUUCUGUCAAUCCCAAAACUCAGACCUUGCAGUGAUCAACAGCGACGAAGAGCUGAAAUAUCUACAGGACAAAGGACCCGCAAAAGAACUGUGGCUUGGACUGAGUGAUUCAGAUAACGAAGGCACCUGGAAGUGGCUGGGUGGACGUGUGGUUGAGAAGAGAUUGUGGCAUAAAGGAGAACCAAACAACUAUCAAGACAAUGAAGACUGUGGGCUGCUGAGCAAUGGCCUGCUAAAUGACUUAAUGUGUGAAGCAAAAGUGCACUGGAUUUGUGAAAAGCGACUUUGAAAUCCUCUCUGCUUUAUUUUUCACAAUACCUUUUUAAAUCAUCCAGGAUCGUGCACGUUGAAAUUGUUCUGUUAUUUUAUGCUUGUAUGAUUUUGUAUUCCUGUUUUCAUGUUUGCUGUUAGUGUUUCUGUCCUGUUUGAAUGAUUUAUUGAUUUUUGUAAAGUGUUAUUUCUCUUGCCAGGACCCCCUUGACACUGAGAUGUAUAUCUCAAGGGCUCUGUCCUGCUUAAAUAAAUACCAUUUUAAUAACUUCACUAUAAUGAACCCUAACGAACACACGUUUUUAACUAUCCCAACAGCAAGAACCAAUUUUUUUCAAUGCAAAUUAGCCCUAUUAGAAUGCUCAAGUACAGGAUCGACCCGGAUACAAUGAUCUCAGUACUGACUGACACCGAACUCUCUCCAGUGUCAAGUGUGUUACAGUGAAAACAAACACCAUGGUUGACUAAUUCAAAGGUAAAGCUAAUUCAAAGAUGACCUAUUGUAGUACGAAUCAUGCAUGACGAAUGCAAUCGUUGCCUGUCCGUCAUCUUCACACAAACUGCAAGCAGGCAACGGGCAUGAGGAGCAAUCUACGCUGGAUAGUUUUUUCAAGAGAAAGGGCAUGUAAUUACUGUAUUCAGCAUGUAAGUGUACAUUCUUUCCUUUUUCAUUUCUUUACUGUUUUCUCUUAAAUAUACCACAGGGGGAUUAGUGUGGGUGUAAUUUAUAUGUGGAAACGGGUUUGUUUUGUGUGCUUUUUGGAGUUGUGAUGUUUCAUCAAAUGAUUGUUUACAGACGGGCGCUCGAUUGAGACUUGCUGCCUGCCUGUCUUCUGCGUGUGUCCUCUGUGCGUUACCAUCGUUGGUAGCGUCACAUGACCCGUUUGUUUCCUUUCUGUUUUCUGUUUAAUAAAUCCUGCUCGCCUGUGUCGGCGUUUCAACUCCAACUCCCAUGUCACUCUGUCUUGCAAUGCGGUUACCCACACAUGUGACACGAGUACCUUAUCACAAUACCGU
This is a messenger RNA of Acipenser ruthenus (sterlet), 2155 nucleotides long. RefSeq names its product hepatic lectin-like. Bases 240 to 1157 code for a protein of 305 amino acids. The record is from RefSeq and is a predicted model, not a curated record. The transcript has 11 exons. NCBI's taxonomy places the organism in Eukaryota, Metazoa, Chordata, Actinopteri, Acipenseriformes, Acipenseridae.